AUGUCAGAAUUAACAAAACUAAAGCAACGAAGAGGUAGGGUUAAAAGUCAAGUCACCAGAUUACAGAGCUUCUUUCAGGCUAACUCGGAAUGUUCAGCAGCAGAGGCACAGGUUAGGCUCAAAAAAUUGGAAGAACUCUGGAAUUCAUUCGAGGAAAUUCAGCAACAAAUAAAGGAAAUAGACAUGCAAGACGGCGUGCCAACGGAAGACGACAGCGAGCAAGUAACUUUCGAAGAAAGAUAUUACAGCAUAGCAGCUAAGGCACAGCAAAUAAUCAUCGAAAAAAAGGAUCGGUUACAAGCAACGUUGCAACAGCAACAACAAAGAGACAGCAGUCACAAUCAGGCAUCAACCAGCGGGCUCAGACAAGAGAGCAUCCCCUAUCGGGAAAGGCGAAACAAACCAAAGCUUCCCGAAAUAAAGCUCCCAGAGUUUAGUGGAGAAUACAUCAAAUGGUUGUUUUUCAAAAACAGCUUUGAAACCACAAUACAUAACGAUAGAGAUUUAACAGGACCACAAAAGUUUCAGUAUCUCAUCGGAGUGCUAACAGGGGAAGCACGAAAGGUCAUCGAAGGUUUCAGUAACGAAAAUUACGAGAAUGCUUGGCAGCUUCUAAAAAACACAUAUGAUAAUGAAAUGAUGAUCAUAGAAACGCAUCUAGACGCAUUAUUCAAUUUUCAAUCUAUCACAAAGGACAACAAGGCCGAAUCAAUAAGGCAACUCAUAUGGCACAUACAAACGCACAAAUCUUCGUUGAAAUCCCUGCAUCAGCCCGUGGAUCAUUGGGAUACGAUAAUAUUGCAUCUGUCAAAAAAGAAACUUGAUUACAUUGAACAGCGCGAUUGGCAGGAUCGUGCAAAGGAUCAUACGCCACAGAAUAUGCCGAAGUUAGAUGACUUUAUCGCAUUUCUGACAGAACGCUGUCACAUAUUACGCAUGCUAAAUCAAAACAAGAUUACUCAAACAAAACAGCAGCCGUCUCCCAAAGACAAUCAGGAGAAGAAAACAGGAAAGAAGAUCGUAUUAGCAGCGACUUCACUUCAGUGCAAAAUUUGUAACGAGGCACAUCAAGUGUUCCGUUGUAACGAACUGUUGAAAUUGGCUCCAGACGAGCGCAGGCACAACACGCUCUUGCAUAGAGAGGAGCACAAAAAGACAGAAGAGGAAAUCACAACAGCACCAGUUGUCGUACACUGUACAAAUGCAGUGAAUGUAUCAAGCGCAGCGCAUAAAAAUACAAGUGCGCAUCACAUUCUCUCCACAGCUCAGGUUUAUAUUCGAAACAGCGAUGGAAAACGAGUAAUCUGUCGUGCAUUGUUAGAUCCAGGGUCGCAGUUGAAUGUUAUAACAACGGAUCUACUGCAAAGGCUGAAAUUACCAUGGACUAAAGGUGACGAACCAGUCAGUGGAAUAGGUCGAGUCAAAACAGACAUUUGCAAGGUCGUGAGAAUCAGCUUGGAAGCAAUUCAUAACGACUUCAAGACGGAGCUCGAAUCCGGCUUAUAUAAGGAGCCUGGAGAAGUUGAUUUACUUGUGGGAUUAGGUUUAUAUUGGAAACUAGUCAUCGGUGCACCAAGAAAUCGCAUUGAUGGUCAGCCAGCAUUGCAGAACACUAAAUUGGGGUGGAUCAUCGGUGGCAGCUUAGAUUCAGGUAGCUCCAAGGCAACAGGUCAAGCAUCAACAUGUUUAGCAAUCACGAAUGAUCAACUGUAUCAACAAGUUGAAAAAUUCUGGAAAGUGGAGAGUCUUCCGGAAGUCAGGCACUACACAGCAGAAGAAGAAGCUUGCGAAAGGUACUUCAUAGACACAACACGGAGAGAACAGGAUGGUAGGUUCGUUGUCCGUCUACCUACACGACCAACGGUUCAACUCGGAAAUUCGCGAGAUCAAGCUCAAAGGAGAUUGUAA
This is a messenger RNA of Solenopsis invicta (red fire ant), 1908 nucleotides long. RefSeq lists its product as uncharacterized. The transcript has 3 exons. The coding region runs from base 1 to 1908 and encodes 635 amino acids. Lineage: Eukaryota; Metazoa; Arthropoda; Insecta; Hymenoptera; Formicidae. The record is from RefSeq and is a predicted model, not a curated record.